UGGUUUUUAUGCCAAUAAUGCUUCCGUAAACAAGAUUUUCUUGAUCACAUUAUCCAGGUUAACGAAUAGCGAAAUGCUACCGCGCGAACUUUGAAAAGGGAGUCUUGUUUAGUUUUGACUUUGUUGUGUUACACGCUGCAGAAGUCUAUAGAUUAACUUUAAAUCAGUUUAUUCUGGUCGAACGCUCUGCGAUGUAAAUAUCUGCUCGUUACUAAUGAUAUGCUUGUAGGGAAAACUCAAUGAAACUAUUACAAGUCCAAGUUUUUUUCCGUCAUGGUGCGAGAACACCUUUGUUCCAUGUGAAGUCCACUGUUGUUCCCGAGGCUAUGUGGACUUCAGAUAUAUCCACUGACUUACCACAUACCGUUUACCCCUAUCGUCUCGUUGAUAUUUCCACACAAAAGCAAGUCCAACUUACUCCAGAUUACCUAGACAGAUUGUAUGUCUUGCCUGGUGGUAAUAGAGUUGGUGAGUUAACCAGAGGUGGUCAGGAAGACGCUUAUAGCCUGGGAAUUCGUCUCAGGAGGCAGUACAUGGAAGAGCAUACUUUCUUGACACAAAAGUUUCAACCAUCGCAAUUUUAUAUGAGAACAACCUUUAUUUCGAGAACUAUUAAGUCUCUUCGUUGCCUUAUCGCCGGUGUAGCUGGCAAUAGUUUUGAUUCUUUGACUGUUCUUCCUACUUUUGAAUGUGAGAAGUUGAACAUGGAAAUUUUGUUUCCAAAUCCCAAUACUUGUGAGAUUAUUCCGAAGUUGUUUAAAGAAGGGAUCGCUGAAUGCUCCAAAUCAAAAGCUCAUGAAGAAGUGAAGGCCACUUUACGAAGGAUUUUGGGCGUUGAACGGCUUUUGGAUUGUGUUGAACAACGGUCUGCGAAUUGUGACUGUCCAAUUUAUUUUGUGAGAGAUGAUUACUUAGCUCGCAAGCAAGCCGGCUUUCCAAUACCUUCAGAAUUGGAUGAAAUUCUACCACAAUUGGACAAUUUAGCUGCUCAAGAAUUAUUACACGAACUUUUGGGUCAAAGAAAAGAUUGGGAGAAAAAUGUUCAUAUUGUAUUCGGUGAUUUAUUCUCGCUAAUUCUGUCUAAUAUGAUAAACUACCAGAAAUUACCUCAGUUCCAUCUGUAUUCAUGUCAUGAUUCUUCACUGAUGUUAUUAUUAUUUGGUUUGAGUGUAUAUGAUGGAUCUUGGCCACCGUUUUCAGCUGAUUUAAUAUUUGAAUUAUACACAACUAAAUCAUCAACAUUGCAGUUAUCAAAGACAUCACCUAUCCUGCGUCCUGGUGAUGCUUCACUAGCGUCAAUAGAUCAUAUAUCUCCUGAAAAUUUGAAUAAUUUAUGGUUUCGCUUAUUGUAUCUUGGUAAGCCAAUUCCAUUGAAAUCACUAUGGAAUUUAUCUUAUCCUAAUGAUUAUAAUAUGAUGAGCGAUAACUCACUAGUACCAUUGAAAGCAUUGCAUGAAUACCUUGAAAAAGCUAGAAGAGCCAGUUGAAAUUGCUAAAAAUGAUGAUGUUUUUGAUUUGUUUUAUCUAUACUCUCACAGCCUACAACUCAUGUUAGCACAACUGUGAAUUCAUUUAAUAUUAGUAUUACCUAAAACACUGUUAAACACUGAACACUUCAUUUACGCACUACAAGAUUAGUAGUGGCGGUGACGACAGUAAUUGAAUGAAUUGAAAGAGAAUAUUUCUAGUUUUUCUUUUGACUUUUACCGUGUAUAUCGAAAAAGCGUGUAUCCUUUUUAAUGUGUAUACCUGUUUGCUCUAAAAUUAUCAUCAUGAAUAUCGAUGUACUGUAUUAUUUUAUUACACAUUAUUCAAGAUGUGUUUGCAUACGCAAAAUUCAUUUUUGUCUUAUGUGUUUUAUAGAGUACUUUAUAGAUUGGAAGAUUUUAAUUAUCGCAUUUACAUGAAACUUUAAAAUAAGCAAUACGUUUGAGAAUAUUUUAUACAUACACAUUAGAACAACAUGCGUAACACGUUCAUUUUAGUUCGGGUUUUUCUUUCAUCUAAAAAUGCUUUCAUUACUGAAACUCAACAUGAGUUAGUCAGUUAGUUGAUAAAAUGUAUUCACGUACUCACGUGCGUUACUCAAAUAUUGCGUUUUGAUUUCACUGUCUCUUAUUUUACUAACUAUUACUUUUCUUAUGUCUCUGUAAAUGUGGAUGUAAAUAUCAUCCAUAUGUUAUACACAUUAACCCUAAGAUAUUGCAGCGUUUUUUUUAAUUACUUAGCAGAGCCGAAGAACACGUCAUUUUUACCCCUAAAACAUACUAGCGUUUAGUUUGAACUAAUCUCUUCAAAUCGUGAUUAUCCUCAAAUUAAUUUUUUUAGAUCAACUCGUCAUUUUGAUUAUUAUAAAAUGUUUGGCCUCCUACCUAUCUACUGUCAACCUUCUUAUCUAAUAAUAACGUGAAUUACGCCGUUACUACUAAAACUGUCAUUUUUCAUCCAGAUAAGUAUUAUUCAACAUCAGACUGGCAGAUUCCAUACGGAUACCUUUAUAAAAUAGAGUACUGACAAAGUAUUAUUUCCUGGUUGACGUUUCCAACAAAAUUUAUUGCUCAUAAUCAUAUCAAUUAUAAUCACACGAAUUUGAAACUUGAGUUUUACAGUUUUCUCCUAUUUGUCGUAGGGGUGUUAGUAUAAUUUUCCAGAUGUCUGGGUCAGUUGCUGAAUCAUUCUUAUUACAUGUAAUUACAGUUGAU
Molecule: messenger RNA, 2702 nt
Organism: Trichobilharzia regenti
Lineage: Eukaryota; Metazoa; Platyhelminthes; Trematoda; Strigeidida; Schistosomatidae
Source: the annotation of a GenBank genome assembly